GUGUCAGAGGUCAGUGUGGCGCAUCUCGACUGAUUAGAGUUCUACUGGUGAUCUCAUUCGGGAUCAGUCGCAGAUGUGCCACAACCAUGGGCACAACAUGGACUGCUCUGUUUUUCUCAAUAAUCCUAUCAACGGCUGUCUCUGAUCCGAUCGUUUUUCGAGGAGAGCAGCAGGAGCAUAAACUUAAAAAACAGUUUGAGUUUGCCCGAAAUUGGCAGCAGCAACAGUAUUCCUCUGAAAUUCAGCAACUCCACCAAAAUCCAUACCACUCUGAGCCUCUGGUCGUGGUCCACUCGUACAAAAAGCACCCGCAGUACGAGUACUACCAGGGUCCGACCCUGCAAAACGUGAUCGAGCCUCCGAGACAGUCCGAGAGGCCAAAAUUCAAAAGCAGCCUCACCGAGCAAAUCAACGCGUUUUGUCUGGAGGAGAACGGACUUUUUUCUUAUCCUCCAGACUGCAGAAAAUUCGUCAACUGCUGGAAGGGACGUGGAACUGUGCAAGUUUGUGCCGCCGGAACUCUUUUCGAUGCUGAACUUCGAAAUUGUGAUCACGAGUACAAAGUCAAUUGUGUGAAUGCCGAGGCAGAGCAGCCGCAGAUCUUCCACGGCUUCAUCAGGGCCGGUGGAAGAAGGUAUGAGGAGCAACAAGGGUUUGUCGAUUAUGACGAAUCACCAACAUUGGAGUCUGAGACGGGCUUGGAGCAAAACUACAACCGCGACUGCCAGUACCCGAACGACCCCUGCCCAAUUCCGCCACCCCCGAAGCAGGAGCCGCAACCCCUAUCGUGUCCGGAGCCGUCCGGAAUGUGGCCGCACCCGCACGACUGCGCCAAGUUCAUCCAGUGCUCGCACAACCGGCUGUUCGAGAUGCCGUGCGGCCCGGGCACCCUGUUCAACCCCAAGUUCAUGGUUUGCGACUGGCCGCACCAUGUCGACUGCCAGGUCGGGGACCAGGAGCAGGGGGGCGCCGAACAGGGCCAGGAAGUAAUCAUAAACAGGUUUGGCGAAGCAGGAGAGUUCGAGGAGAAGGAGCAGCAGUUUUUCCAACCGUCGUCAACAAGUACGUCAACAACUUCAACAACAACGACGACGACAACAACAACUAGACGUCCACCCACUACGACCAGAAGACAGUAUCAAACCAUGUCAAGGACAACGUUGACAACAACCCCAACACCGUCAACAACCAGAAAGCAGUACCAGACGAUGUUGAGAACCAAAAGCACCCCCGCGGCCACGACAACCCCUGCUCCUCCAACAACAACCCCUCCUCCAACCACAACCCCCGAAUUCAUUCCUGAAGAAAUCCCGGACCUUGAGCAAGGCGGUCCCAGAGAAAACCUGAUUCCCAACGACCUGAAGUCGCCGCCCCCAGGUCAAGUGGCUCAGCCGCAGACUGGAAACGGCCAAAGGGUGCGUUUGAGGAACGGACCCGAGCCCUGGGAGGGUUUGGUCCAGGUUUUCCUCGGCGACAGUCUCGGCUGGGGUUUUUUGUGCGACGUCAGCGGAAACUGGACCAUCAGCGAGGCCAACGUCGUCUGCAACCAAUUAGGAUAUGAAAGAGGAGCUGAAAUGGCAUGGCAGGGUUCUCGCUUUGGUCUGGCCAAGGCGUUGUGGCCGCGACUUUCGGUAACCUGCUCGGGCCAAGAACGCACCCUGCUCGAAUGCAAGGCCAAAGACGUUUCCUCGCUGGGGUCGUGCGACCUUGCCCGACACGGUGCCGCCGUCCGGUGCGCCAGACCAUCCAAGUCUCUGUGCGGACCUUUGGAGGUGGCGUGGGGCGGCAAGUGCUACAAGUUGACCAGGGACAUGAACAUAAGAGAAGAGGCGAAAAAGCAGUGCGGCGAAAAUGGCAAUUUGCUCACCAUCGAGUCACAGGCAGAAAACGAUUUUAUAUCUGAAUGGCUCCUUGUUAAACAUCCAUCGGUGGGCAAGAUUUUCACUGCUGGGAUUGGCGUAAAGCUUUUCAAGAAUCCAGUUUGGGCUUGGCAGGGUAGCAACUCACCCUUCAUUUACAGCAACUGGUGGCCAGAAUACACAGUUAAUGGCUGGCCGGAGUUGAAGGAGGAAAGAAUGCCCAAGUGCGUGAUCGGCUCCAGAUUCUUCCCUUGCAAGGGCGCGAAAAAGGGGGAGUUGUGCGACCAGGGCUAUCUCUAUUGGGAGGCGUUGAAUUGCUCGGACAAGAGCUGGGCCGUGUGCGAGCGACCUCAGGACGAGGUCACGUGUCACGAACCUGGCGUCAGGUACAAGGGCAACGCCAGCAUGAGCGUCAGCGGGCUCGAGUGUCAGCGGUGGGACAUGACGGAGCCUCUGCUGCGGCUGCUCAGCUUUUCCGAGAAGGCCACCCUGCAGGGCCACAACUUCUGCAGGGAGGUGCCGCUGGCCAACCAGAAGGAGGAGAUCAACGGACCCUGGUGCUUUGUGGCUCCAGAAUGGCCCGAGCAGUGCGACGUACCGCAGUGCAACGAUUCUACAGUUGGGGAGGCUCGUUCUGGUUCUUUUAAUGUCCAGUGCAAAACCAAUGAACGUCGUUGUGAGAGUGGAGGAUGCAUUUCCACAGACUGGAUUUGUGACGGCGAGAAAGAUUGCCCUGGCGGAGAAGAUGAAAAAGGGUGUAAAGAUCUUUUAUCAGGAUUUACGGUCAAACUCUUCCACCACCUUGUUGCCAGGGACAGAGAAAAGUACCUGGGGGUGAAAUUAGAGAAAUGCGCCAAACUCUGCAUCGAAAGUCACUCGUUUGUGUGCAAAUCAUUCAGCUACCAUUCAACAAACAAAACGUGCAUCCUAAGUGAGGAUAAUGUUGGAACUUCUGGUGGGUUGAAGAUGAACGAGGCUUGGGAUUAUUACGAAAGAAAAUCGCUGACGGUCGACUGCUCCAAAUUAUUCACCUGCGGGAAUAAACAGUGCAUUCCAAAAAGAGCUGUUUGCAACGGGAAAAAUGAUUGUGGGGACAGAUCGGAUGAAAAGAAUUGCUCGGCUGAUGCUUUGAAUUUUGGUUUGCGGCUGGCCGGAGGGGCCAAUGAGUAUGAAGGCCGGGUAGAAGUCAGAGCUUUUGGAAAAUGGGGUCUCGUUUGUGACGACAAAUUUGACAUUUUGGACGCCCAUGUUGUUUGCAAGGAGUUGGGAUACACCCUCGGGGCAGCCGCGGUCGCUACUAUGUCAGAAUAUCCUCUUCCUAAUAAUGGGACAAAGAAAAUACCAUUUUACAUGGAUGACUUGCAAUGCACCGGAAGUGAGGGUUCGAUUAGCGAGUGCAAUUUCAGUGGCUGGGGAGAACAUGACUGCAGACAUGAUGAGGCUGCUGCUGUGGUCUGUCGAGUUCCAGGACAGGAAUGCAGCCCAAGUGAGUUUAAAUGUGACAGCGGGGAGUGUCUGAUGCUGAAGUAUUUGUGUGACGAAUUCGACGACUGUCAGGAUAUGAGUGACAGUUUCCCUGAAAGAUGCAAGGCGCCUUUUGAAGUUCGACUGGUGGACGGUGAGAACGAGAUGGAAGGUCGCGUGGAAAUUCGCCACAAGGGCGUGUGGGGCACGAUUUGUGACGACAGUUUCGAGCAGCCCGACGCUCAGGUCGUUUGCCGCAUGCUCGGCUACUGGGGCCCCGCCAAGGCCCUGAAGGCGGCCACCUUUGGGCCCGGCAGUGGGCCCAUCUGGCUGGACGAGGUGCAGUGCCUGGGCCAGGAGACGGACGUUCGCAAGUGCGGACUGCUGCCCUGGGGCGAGCACAACUGCGGUCACAACGAGGACGUCGGCGUCAGGUGCUCUCAGGGCAAUUUCUCCUUCAGCAACCGACACAAGGAACCAGAGCCAAAAAUAAAGGCCCAGCCGCAAACACUGACCGAAUUUUUCCCCGCCCAGUGUGGAUCAAUUCAACUACCACCCCCUCUAAAGAGUGGUAGAUUUACUCCAAAAAUCAUUGGAGGUUCCGAAGUAGUCAAAGGGUCACAUCCCUGGCAGGGCAGUCUGCGAGUCCGAGGUCCGAGCGGAGUGUCAGUUCACUGGUGCGGGGCAGUUCUGAUAUCGAAUCUGCACGUUUUGACCGCAGGUCACUGUGUCGUGGAUCACCAAAAGUCGCAAUUUGUCCUCAGAUUCGGAGAUCACGACACCCACACCGUUGAGGAGAGUGAGCAGGACGUGCUGAUCGACGACAUAAUCCAACACGAGGAAUUCAACAUCGGGCCCAGACUGAACAACGACAUUGCCAUCAUUCGGCUCCGCUCACCUGGUGUGCAGUUCACAGACUUUGUCCAGCCUGUCUGCGUGGCGCCCAAAGAGGCGGUUUACUCGCCCGAACUGAACUGCACAAUUUCUGGCUGGGGUGCAAAGGGAGCUUCUUCCAGUGGGCCUUCCAGAUUCCUCCGAGCCGGCACUGUCAACCCCAUCCCUGAUCAAACUUGCCGCAGCGAACAGGUUUACGGGGCGCAGGCGUUGAGUCCUGGCAUGGUCUGCGCCGGAGACCUUCAGGGCAGCGUCGACUCGUGCAAUGGAGACUCUGGCGGUCCGCUGGUGUGUCCCAACGAAGAUCGUUUCACCCUUUACGGCAUCACCAGCUGGGGCCGAGGGUGCGGAACGUCCAACAAGCCAGGCGUGUACGUCCGAGUGAGCGCCUUCAGGGACUGGAUUGAGAAGAAAAUCAGACAAAUCGAGCUCACUGAUUUAGAUUUGGAAAACUUGUUGGAGGCGAGAGAGUGAAAUUGAAAAAAAAUUUAUAUAAAAUAAAUAAAAAUCUUAAAAUU
Messenger RNA from Neocloeon triangulifer, 4735 nucleotides. RefSeq lists its product as uncharacterized. Gene Ontology annotation, molecular function: protein binding; serine-type endopeptidase activity; chitin binding. Gene Ontology annotation, biological process: proteolysis. The record is from RefSeq and is a predicted model, not a curated record. Gene Ontology annotation, cellular component: extracellular region; membrane. The transcript is spliced from 20 exons. Lineage: Eukaryota; Metazoa; Arthropoda; Insecta; Ephemeroptera; Baetidae. The coding region runs from base 87 to 4691 and encodes 1534 amino acids.